Molecule: messenger RNA, 5205 nt
Organism: Nannospalax galili (Upper Galilee mountains blind mole rat)
Lineage: Eukaryota; Metazoa; Chordata; Mammalia; Rodentia; Spalacidae
Gene: Grk6
Product: G protein-coupled receptor kinase 6
Exons: 16
Coding region: 157-1887 (576 amino acids)
Biological process (GO): signal transduction; protein phosphorylation; regulation of signal transduction
Cellular component (GO): plasma membrane; cytoplasm
Molecular function (GO): G protein-coupled receptor kinase activity; ATP binding
Source: RefSeq, a predicted model, not a curated record
GAGUGCGCGGCGGGCGGCGGCGGCCGUGGAGGCCCGGGAGGCCACGGCACGGUCAGUGCGAGCCGAGACGAGCCGCGCCGAUCGCCAUCGGCCCCGGCUCUCGCGGGCGAUCGCGGCCGGCGGCGCGGCCUGGCGGGCCGGGCGGCGCUGCAGCCCAUGGAGCUCGAGAACAUCGUAGCGAACACGGUGCUACUCAAGGCCCGGGAAGGUGGUGGUGGGAAUCGCAAAGGCAAAAGCAAGAAAUGGCGACAGAUGCUGCAGUUCCCCCACAUCAGCCAGUGUGAAGAGCUACGGCUCAGCCUUGAGCGUGACUACCACAGCCUAUGUGAGCGGCAGCCCAUCGGGCACCUGCUGUUCCGGGAGUUCUGCGCCACGAGGCCUGAGCUGACCCGCUGUACUGCCUUCCUGGAUGGGGUGGCUGAGUAUGAAGUGACCCCUGAUGAGAAGCGAAAGGCAUGUGGGCAGAGGCUAAUGCAGAAUUUUCUGAGCCACACGGGUCCUGACCUCAUCCCUGAGGUCCCUCGGCAGCUGGUGGCUAACUGUGCCCAGCGGCUAGAGCAGGGACCCUGCAAAGACCUCUUCCAGGAGCUGACCCGGCUGACCCAUGAGUACCUGAGCAUGGCCCCUUUUGCCGACUACCUCGAUAGUAUCUACUUCAACCGUUUUCUGCAAUGGAAAUGGCUAGAAAGGCAGCCAGUGACCAAAAACACCUUCAGGCAGUACCGAGUCCUGGGCAAAGGUGGCUUUGGGGAGGUGUGUGCCUGCCAGGUGCGGGCAACAGGCAAGAUGUAUGCUUGCAAGAAGCUGGAGAAGAAGAGGAUCAAGAAGCGGAAAGGGGAGGCCAUGGCACUCAAUGAGAAGCAGAUCCUGGAGAAAGUGAACAGUAGGUUUGUAGUGAGCUUAGCCUAUGCUUAUGAGACCAAGGAUGCCCUAUGCCUGGUGCUGACACUGAUGAAUGGAGGUGACCUCAAGUUCCACAUCUACCACAUGGGCCAGGCUGGCUUUCCUGAAACUCGAGCUGUCUUCUAUACUGCCGAAAUCUGCUGUGGCCUGGAGGACCUGCACCAGGAACGCAUUGUAUACAGGGACCUAAAGCCAGAGAAUAUCCUGCUGGAUGACCAUGGCCACAUCCGAAUCUCUGACCUGGGACUGGCUGUGCAUGUUCCUGAGGGCCAGACCAUCAAAGGCCGUGUGGGCACUGUGGGCUACAUGGCUCCAGAGGUGGUAAAGAAUGAGCGGUACACGUUCAGCCCUGACUGGUGGGCAUUAGGCUGCCUCCUGUAUGAGAUGAUUGCAGGCCAGUCACCCUUCCAGCAGAGGAAGAAGAAGAUCAAGCGGGAGGAGGUGGAGCGGCUAGUCAAGGAGGUGCCUGAGGAAUAUUCCGAGCGCUUUUCCCCCCAGGCCCGUUCGCUCUGUUCCCAGCUCCUCACCAAAGACCCUGCCGAGCGCCUAGGGUGUCGUGGUGGUGGUGCCCGGGAGGUAAAGGAGCACCCCCUUUUCAAGAAACUGAAUUUCAAGCGGCUGGGAGCUGGCAUGUUGGAACCACCUUUUAAGCCUGAUCCCCAGGCUAUUUAUUGCAAGGAUGUUUUGGACAUUGAACAGUUCUCUACAGUUAAAGGCGUGGAGCUGGAACCCACUGACCAGGACUUCUACCAGAAAUUUGCCACAGGCAGUGUGCCCAUCCCUUGGCAGAAUGAGAUGGUGGAAACCGAGUGCUUCCAGGAGCUGAAUGUCUUUGGGUUAGAUGGCUCAGUUCCCCCAGACUUGGACUGGAAGGGCCAGCCACCCGCACCCCCCAAGAAGGGAUUGCUGCAGAGGCUCUUUAGUCGCCAAGAUUGCUGUGGAAACUGCAGCGACAGUGAGGAAGAGCUCCCCACCCGCCUCUAGCCCUCAGGCUGAGGCUCCCACCGGCAGUUGGCGGUAGCAGCUACUCCCAGUGCUGUUUACAGUUUUACACAGUGGUCUUCCCUAUUGGCCACUCAAGUUGUGGCCUGGGGAGCACAGCCAGAACUGUCCCCAGUGUCCUCUGUCCCUCAGCCCGUGGCCCAGCUGAGUCUGACAAGGCCUGGGCCAUCCUGGGACAAAGGUGCGUCCCUUCAGCUCUUCUCCCUGGAGCUCAGGGGCUUUGUGUAUUUAUGUAUUUGUAUGAAUGUAUAUAACAAGAGUGUUCUUAGUUACACCAUAGACCUGGCACCCUAACCAGGGCAGCAAGCCCUAGCUGGGAGAGCCAAGAGCUGGCAGGGGAGCCACUGCCAAACUCGAGGCUUCUCAAACCCAGUCUGGAUGAACAGAGGCUGGGCCAGGUUAGACCUCUGACCCCCCAGCAUUGCACUGGCCUCCACCAACCUCCAAUGAGACUUGUGCCUGCCCUUGCUGUCGUGGACUCAGGCUACCACCUUCUGGUUGCCCAGUGUUGUCAUUUCUCCUCAGCGCUUGUCAGAACUGGAGUUGGGAGCUACUGUAACCCCUAGGCCUGUGCCACACUGUAUAACCAGAGAUGGAGCUGACUGGGACCCAUUAGACCACUGCCCAAGCUGUUCAGAUGGGUCUCCCUCUGCCUUCCAGUUUCCAGGGUACCUUAUCCCUUAUACUGUGCCCUGUCCUGAAAACAACUUUUUCAGAAAUGCCACAGCCCAGGCCAUAGGAGGGGAUGGAAUUAUCCCUCAUUAAACCCAACAUUCCAGAAUCCCUCAUAACAGUUGACCCAUGCCCAGCAAUAAUCCACCCCUCCCUGUGAGUGCCUCUGUGUGAGUGUGUAUCUGUGUGUAUGAAGAGGGUAGGGUAAGGCUGUGCCUGUGCCCCUGGCCCUAGCCCUGACCUUUCCCAAACUGUGAUGGCCGUCCUGAUGUUCAUGUUAGGACAGCAUGGGACCCCAGGGCCCUGGCUUUUGCAUAUUUAAAGCCAAUUUUUAUUACUCAUUUUGUCCAAUGUAAGCUGCCAUUUGUCUCUAUGUGAAUACACUCCGAGCACAAAUCUGGCCAGCCACCACUGCCUGCCUCUUCUUUCUGGUAUUGCAGGGAUUCUUCCUGCUCUCUUGGCCCAGCCAGAAGUGGGAAAGGAUUGGAGAUAGCCCUGGCAUGGGACUAGGGGCUGCCCUUCCAAGGUCCAGGGGCCCUAAAGACUUUGUAGGCAGUGAGGCUUUGGUGUAGGGGCUCAACCACUGGGUUUCUGCCCUCCUAGAUGGGACAGCGUGAAAAAGGAAGCCUUAGAUACCAGCUAGGGGUAGUGCUGUCUGAUUGCUGGAGAGGCAGAUACGUCUGGCUGGUCUUUAGUCUUUCCAAGGCCAAGAUGAUCUUUUGAAUGUAGAGUAGCCUGGAAAGACAGGUGGUAGGAUCUGCUAGUAGAAACACUAACCCUAGCUCUGUCUUAAUCUGGCCUUCUGCACUGGUACACAUACCUGAGAUUCAUUUGUCUGUUUUGCUCUUGAAGCAUUAACUCUGGGUGGGCAAAGACUAGGGCGGUGAUGUAAGAAGGCUAUGGAGGGGUAGGAGAGAUCAGCCACUGGAGUUUCAGGGAGCAAUUUUUGAAGUUAGUGGCUAACCAAGUCCUGAGGUAGGUAGCCACCUGGAAGACGGAUUGGCAAAAGCAUUUCUGGGGAAAGUACCUGUGCAAGUUCUUCCUGGCAGGAGCUGUUUGACCACAAAUUUCUCCCAGAUUUUGAAAACCUAUCCCAGAGUCCUUAAUUCCCAAGAAUGCCCUGAAAUCAUAAAGGUUUGCUCUUUGCUCUGAGCUAGGCACCAAGUAAUGCAAAAGUGACAGUCAUGGGUACACAUCCUAGUCUAAUAGCUUUUUAAGCUUGCUUUACAUAGGCCCUUCUCUUGUCUGAGGAUAUCUUGCAGAGAGUCUACAAAGCAACCAGGGAGUCCAUUGGAGCUGUCACCCUGUCCUACUGUCCUAUGUCCUUCCCAUACCCCAUGCCAUACCUCCCUCUAUCACCAGCAGGACUUGAGACUGCUGGGGGAAUGAGUGUUGGCACCAAGCUGAGCAGCUGCUUGGUUGUCAUUUUGUUUUUAAGUUUUUCGAGACAAGGUCUCACUAUGUAAUCCUUAUUGGUCUGGAACUCACUUUGUAGCCCAGGCUGGCCUUAAACUUUUGGCAGUCCUCCUGCCUCUGCCUCCCUUGUACUAGAAUUACAUGUAUGUGCCACUAUAUCUGACUUGAGUGGCUAUCUUGAUAGCUGCCCGCAGUUGUGCAGCACCAACUUUUCUGAAGGAGCUUCUUGGCACAUAGCAUACUUGCUGCUGCUUCCAUCAAUGUGAAGGGAAUAAGUAGAGUACCGCCAGGUCUAUCAAUGGGUAGAAAAGUCAGAUGAAGGAAAGCUAAGGAUGAGUGGGAACCAGGUGAACGUGUGGUAUCAUGAGGUACUAUGCCUGCUACUGGAUCCAGACUUCUCUUCAACUUCUCCUUGGGCAUCAAAAGAACUUCUUGACUAAGGUUAAGCUCACCUUGUAUCUUUGAAGUUUCCCAAAAACACUGUUAAGCUCAACUCCUCCCCACCCAGCUCAAUAGUGAGAACUAGGGACCCAGAUGGAGAUGCGGUCCCCACCAGCUUGGAGCUAAUCUGGUAGGCAGGGAAACGGGAACAGUAGCACCCAGUGUGAUUAGCACUGGGGCAGAGAGGGUUCUAGAGGGCUGACACGGGGGUACCAAACAGAGGAAGUCCCUUGCCCACAGAAGCAUCAGAGUUGGUGCUCUCCAGGACAAGGCCAGAUGUGCCCAGGCAUAGGAGCCAAAUGGUUGAACAUAGGAUGGGAAAGGGGAGUGACUGCAGUGGAGGUUGGUGAGAUACAGCCAGCUUCCUCUGGAGGGGCGAUGGAUGGUAUCCAUGAAGAGUUUUGACUAUGCUGAGGUAUCUGCCCUAGCAUCUAUAAAAGCAACUGAUCUUCCUUUGGGGAACCCAACUCCCCUAUUCCUUUCUAUGUUUAGGUGGCACUGGGCCUCUACUCCACCUAUAUACCACACACAUCUAGCACAUGUGACCCAGGUAGCAAUGUUGGAAGCUAUGAAACCAUCCUGUCUAAUUGGAUGUUAAGAACAGGGGAGGUCAUGGAUGUAGCUCAGUAGAGAAAUGUUUACCUAGCAUGUGUGACAGGCCCUGGGUUUGAUCUCCAGUACUGUUGGGGGAAAGGGGGUAGAGCACUAUUAGUUGCAGACUGUGUUCUCAUGAGGGCAUGACCACCAGAAACAAGGUGCUUUAGCCAUUUA